Messenger RNA from Cladocopium goreaui, 1545 nucleotides. The record is from the annotation of a GenBank genome assembly. Lineage: Eukaryota; Dinophyceae; Suessiales; Symbiodiniaceae.
AUGUCGGCAAACCUUGCCAGCUUUGGGCGCCGCAAGUUUGUCAGCACAAGAGCUUUAGCUGAAAUCUUGCAAGAGGUGAAGAGGUCUGGUUUGCCAAAGGCAGCAUCCAAGGACAGCAUCAAGAGGGCUAGGGAAAAGGAUGUGGCUGACAUGGCCAACGGAUGUGGCACUUUGGUUACCUAUCUUGAGUUUGAGCGUGAAGACCCAAAGCGAAAACCCAUUGGCACAGUGCAGCUUCCCUUCGUGAAUCCACUGGCUUUCCUCCAGUACAUUGUGGGUAAUGCUGAGUCGUAUGCUCGAUACUUUUCAAAGUAUCUCGAUGGAGCGGGUGAAUCGCCACAUGAUCCACUGGAGAAACUUAGACUCAAAGGCCUGGGGAUUGACCAGCUCUGGUUUACCCUGGGUUUAGCCGCAGCCCGCUCCAACAUUGUGUCGCAUAUCAAAGGAGGAACGUCGGCAUAUACCAGAAAGGCCAUGAGCCUCUUUGUGGAGCCUAUCAAUGCCCUGCGUGGUUUCCAUCUUCAUGUGGGUGGCAAUACCGUUGUCAAAUUUUUCCGUUUUGCAAUUUUCAUUGCUGACGAAGUAGCUCUGAAAGACUCCUUUGGAUUCAAAGGUGCAUCAGGUGUUCAGAUUUGCCCAUUGUGUACCAACAUUGUUGCUGAGUCCAGCAAUUUGCAUCAGUUCAGCUCAACGUUGCAGCCCAGCACAUCCGUGAACCCAGCUGUUUGGCAACGAUGCAGUGAUGCUUCCAUGUUUGCUAAAAUAGCCAAAUUGCACCAGUCGUUUGGAACUAUCUCCAAGGGCGCCUUUGAGGAGCUUGAGAAGUCACUUGGGUGGCUCUAUAUACCGAGUGGCCUCAUGGGGGAUGGCAUGUCAAAUCCUUUGGAGCUGACACCAGCAUACAUGAUUUUCUACGAUUACAUGCAUACCCUUUUUGUCAAUGGGGUGUGCAAUGUGGAAGUCGGUGGGCUCAUGGGGCAUUUGAAAUCAGUUGGCAUCCUGCAGGGUGAGCUCCAUGAGUUUUUGAACAGCUUGACUUGGCCAUCUUCAGUGGUUGGUAGCUAUGUGGCAUUAGCAGAGUUGAUUGAUGUCCUUCAAGCUGUGAGACGGGGCAAAAGGAAGGUCGUGGUGGGAUGCUCUGUGCAUGAAAGGAAGCAUCGUGUGGCAAAAAAGUUUGCAGAAAACAUCAGGGGAGUUGGUGAAAAUUUUGAAUCUUCGAUUUUGAAAGAAGUCCUUUACAUGAACGUGCAGGAUCUUAGCGACAAAGAUUUUGACCAAUUGCACGUUGGCUUGGUCCAACCAAUCCCUGCCAAUCCAAGACUGACCUGGCUUUUGCAGAGUGCCAUGGGACUUCAUGGCAUGGUCAUGUGCGCGCGUCGGGCUCACUAUGAGCUGGGCUGUAUCUGUGCUGUCGACGACUUUGUGAUCUUCCCUUCUGAAGAGGGCAUCCUUGUACGUAAAGUUUGUUUCUUUGCCAGCAUCAAUCAUAUGAAUCUGGCUUGCGUCCAAAUUUGGGAUGCCAAAGGUGGCAAUGAGUUUGUUUGA